GAGGUGGACAUCCCGUCCAAUUCCGUGUACCGCUACCCGCCCAAGUCCGGAAGCUAUUUUGCCAACCACUUCAUCAUGGGAGGAGAGAAGUUCGACUCGACGCACCCUGAAGGCUACCUGUUUGGCGAGAACAGCGACCUGAACUUCCUGGGAAACAGGCCCGUCGCGUUUCCUUACGCUGCGCCCCCUCCCCAAGAGCCUGUGAAGACGCUGAGAAGCCUGGUCAACAUCCGGAAGGACACACUGCGGCUCGUCAGGUGCGCCGAGGAGGUGAAGAGCCCAGGAGAGGACGCCGGCAAAGCCAAGGUGCACUACAACGUCGAGUUCACCUUCGACACGGACGCGCGCGUGGCCAUCACCAUCUAUUACCAGGCCACCGAAGAGUUCCAGAAUGGCAUUGCCAGCUACGUUCCCAAAGACAGCCGGCUGCAGUCGGAGACCGUGCACUACAAGCGAGGGGUGUGCCAGCAGUUCUGCCUGCCCUCUCACACCGUGGACCCCUCAGAGUGGGCCGAGGAGGAGCUCGGCUUUGAUCUGGACCGCGAGGUUUACCCGCUGGUGGUGCACGCCGUGGUGGACGAAGGAGACGAGUAUUUUGGCCAUUGCCACGUGCUGCUGGGCACUUUUGAAAAGCACGCAGAUGGGACCUUCUGUGUCAAGCCCCUGAAGCAGAAGCAAGUAGUGGACGGGGUCAGCUACCUCCUCCAGGAGAUCUACGGCAUCGAGAACAAGUACAACACCCAGGACUCCAAGGUGGCCGAGGACGAAGUGAGUGACAACAGUGCCGAGUGCGUGGUGUGCCUCUCGGACGUCCGGGACACCUUGAUUCUGCCCUGUCGCCACCUCUGCCUCUGCAACACCUGCGCGGACACCCUGCGCUACCAGGCCAACAACUGCCCCAUCUGCCGCCUGCCCUUCCGGGCACUGCUUCAGAUCCGAGCCAUGAGGAAAAAAUUGGGCCCCCUGUCCCCAACCAGCUUUAACCCCAUCAUCUCAUCGCAGACGUCCGACUCUGAGGAGCACUCGUCCUCCGAGAACAUUCCACCAGGCUACGAAGUGGUGUCUCUCCUGGAGGCGCUCAAUGGGCCCCUCACCCCAUCCCCAGCAGUGCCUGCGUUGCACAUGCGUGGAGACGGCCACCUCUCGGGAAUGCUGCCCUCCUACGGCAGCGACGGCCACCUGCCCCCCGUCAGGACGCUGUCCCCGCUCGACCGCCUGUCUGACUGCAGCAGCCAAGGCCUCAAGCUCAAGAGGAGUCUGUCCAAGUCCGUCUCCCAGAGCUCCUCGGUGCUGCACGAAGAGGAGGACGAGCGCUCCUGCAGCGAGUCGGAGACGCCGCUCUCGCAGAGACCCUCGGCCCAGCGGCUGCGAGAGCCCCAGGAAUGUGGUGUGACCCCCGAAAGUGAGAACCUCACCUUGUCGUCAUCGGGAGCCAUCGACCAGUCGUCUUGCACAGGGACGCCGCUCUCUUCCACCAUCUCCUCCCCCGAAGACCCCGCCAGCAGCAGCCUGGCCCAGUCUGUCAUGUCCAUGGCGUCCUCCCAGAUCAGCACCGACACGGUCUCCUCCAUGUCCGGCUCCUACAUCGCCCCCGGCACCGAAGAGGAGGGAGAGGCUCUCCCGUCCCCCCGGGCUGCCAGCAGGGCCCAGUCAGAGCAAGCAGAGGGGACGCCAGCAGAGUCUCCGGAGAGCAACUUCGCCGGCCUCCCAGCGGGAGAGCAGGACGCAGAGGGUAACGACGUCAUAGAGGAAGAGGAUGGCUCACCAGUGCAGGAAGAUGGCCAGAGGACAUGCGCAUUUCUAGGUAUGGAGUGUGACAAUAACAAUGACUUUGACAUCGCAAGCGUGAAAGCACUGGACAAUAAGCCGUGCCCUGAGGCCUGCUUACCCGCCGCAGCUCCGGAGUCCUGCCCCAUAGACAUUGAGGAAUAGGUGCCUGGCAAGCUGAUAACGCCGUCAGAGGGCGGAACACCCAGCGCCGGCGCCUGGAGGACCCCGAGGACAGGCCCUGCGUGUGGGGCCCGCUGGCUGUCUGAGCGCCCCGGCCCCAGCACCCAGGCUGCACUCCGCCCUCACAUCCAUCCAUCCUCACCGGAGCCGCGCCUCGUGCCCAGCCUGCUCCCCCAACCCCGCCUCCUGCGGCCGGACUCCCUCCUGCUCUCGAGACCCUCUGCAGAGGCCCCCGUGUUUCUGUGGGGUCUCGACCUGGGGUGGGGCUGGGGUUCACAGCCGGUUGCUUUCUGUGCAUCUUCCUCCUCCGUAGUGGGCAGACCCAUGGCACUGGGUUUGGGCCGCUGUCACAGGUGGCCCUGCAGCACACACGCCCUAGCCCACCUGGGCUGGCUCCCGUGGUUCCCCUCCAGAACAUCGGACGAGGGAGACAGGAGGGUGGUUGCAAAGCCAGCUCCCUUCUGGCGGCAGAGCUGGUGUCCUGUGCCUUGUGUGCCCGAGACUCCCCGGUUAGGCUGGUCACCCACACGGACGAGUUCCCUGGAGCAGGUGCCAUGGGGAACUCCCGGGACCCGGGCCGAAGGUGACCUUUCAGGAAGCGCUCCCUGACCACGUCCACGUCCAGCUGCUGCUGGCACUGCCGUGUUGUCGUAUUUCACCUUCCCCGCAGCCCCUGCCUCCACCCCUUUGUAACAGCUGAAGAAAUCCAAGCCAGGGGAGGGGUAGACCCGUGGUGCUCAAGUGCGCCCAGGACCCCUGAGGAAGCGACGUUGACCACAGAGCCAAGUCCAGGCAGCAGGCAGGGACCAGCGGCAGGGCCCCAGCCCACCACCCACCCCCGUCCUCUGCUGCCUCCCAGAUGUAGUAAGCUGGAUAGGUGAGGGGAGGCAGACCCGUCCAGAGGCCAGUGAGGACUUCAGGCCCUGCCCACACAGAAGCCACGCCUGCCAAGGCUGGGCAGGCAGUGGCUGGGAGUUACUCCUUCCCAAUGCCAGGGUUAGCAGUGGGCUUCACGUGGCCUUGGCCAGAGGCGUUGUCCACUGGCUUUUGGAAAAGGUGAUUGGGCGGGGCAGGGGGCGGGGCUAAGACUAUUUGGGAAGCAGAGUUAGAAACAGCAGUUACCUGUGAGAAUGGGGCAUAAGGGAGCCGUGGGCUGUGCCCACUGUGCCCACUGUGCCCACUCUGGGGAGCUUUCCCAGGCCUCAAAAAGGCACCCAAGGAGUCCCCUGCACCUCCUGUGUGGCUGCAGAGGCCAGGAUACAGGGGCUGUGACGGGAGUCCUGUCCUGGGGGAGGCAGGGCUGUUGUCCCCUCCAGGGCGUGGCCGGUGGGGCCUGAGGUCCAGCAAUGGACUCUGCUGUGGAGACUGCGCCGACGUCCUCCCGUCCCUUCCCCCGGCGUCCGUUCUUGCGGCCCCUCCUACGUGAGCUGUAGGCCAGUGUCAUUCAGCAAUAACCCCAGUCCCUGAUGUCCUUGAGGUCUGAGGCCCAGAAGCCCCAACAACGGGGAGCUUCCCUGAGCCCGAGCCCGAGGCGGCACGCGGAGCACCCCCUGUCCCAGCAGGCCCCAGUCACUGUGUGGUGUUACCUGGAAGGCCUGGGCAGGAGCUGAGACGCUGGAGAUUCGGUAAACAGUAGCCACGGUGGCCAGGACACCCACCUCGCCACUUCCUGCAGGGUGGGAGUGCCGACCCUUCCCGGGAAGAGGCUCUGACAGAGGCCGGUCCUGCCUCUCCUCUCCCUCUCUGUUCUCACUGAGCCCCCUUGGGGAGCAGAUGGACCCCACCCAAGGGGGCUGGUCCUCGUCACCCCGAUCCGGGACAGAUCAGCUGUCAUCCGGAGAAGCCACGCCAUCAGCAGUUUGCUGGGGGUGGGGGGAGAGGGGCGGCUUCUGGAGCCCCGGCCUCCUUCCCGGGCACACCGGGGCUUUGCUCUCCGGCCGCGGGUGGCUGCUGGGGUGGUCCUGGCUCCUCACAGCCUUUCCCUGUUCCCAGUUCCAUCCCGUCAGAGCUCCGGGGCACAGACCCACACACCACACACUCAGGCCCUGGCUCCUGGCGAGGUAGAAGCUGACCACCUGGCGUUGGCAUCCGGCCGCACACCGAACCGUCGUGUUCCCCCCACUCCCUGGGGUACAACUCGUGGGCAGGCCACAGUGGGGACGUCAGGAUGCAAUAUUUAUGGAUCACUGCAUGGUUCUUUAAAACGAAUAAAACUGUUUACAAGGGAAAAGA
Molecule: messenger RNA, 4182 nt
Organism: Oryctolagus cuniculus (rabbit)
Lineage: Eukaryota; Metazoa; Chordata; Mammalia; Lagomorpha; Leporidae
Gene: RNF157
Product: ring finger protein 157
Biological process (GO): protein ubiquitination
Cellular component (GO): cytoplasm
Molecular function (GO): ubiquitin protein ligase activity
Source: RefSeq, a predicted model, not a curated record